AUGAGUAAGAGAAGCAGUAGGCAAAAUGCAGCUGCUAAUGCUGCAGCUGCCGCUCGUAAAGGACAAGAUAAUACGGGCAUUUUGACAAUUGAUCCAGUUAUGGAGCCUCAAUUCGAGAACGGACAGUAUAGAGAAUAUUUGGUGACCACAGCGCUGCCAUUGUUGAGCAAGAAGCGUAAUAUGACGUCCAAGGAGUAUCUUUUGGUUGCAGGGUUAUUGGUGUGUGCGUUCUACGUGAGAUGUUCGAACUUGGCGUACCCUAACUCGGUGGUGUUUGAUGAAGUGCAUUUCGGAGGGUUUGCACGGAAAUACAUUUUGGGGCAGUUUUUCAUGGAUGUGCACCCGCCAUUGACCAAGAUGUUGUUUGGAGCUGCCGGUUUGAUCGGGGGAUUCAAGGGAGACUUUGAUUUCAAGGCGAUUGGGAACGAAUUCCCUGCCACGACGCCUUAUGUGACAAUGCGUUAUUUCCCGGCAUUGAUGGGCGUGGGUACGAUUUUGUUGUGCUAUUUGACAUUGAGAAACUCUGGAUGUAGACCAAUUGUAUGUCUUAUUACCAGUGCAGCCUUAAUGAUUGAGAAUGCAAAUGUGACUAUUUCCAGAUAUAUCUUAUUGGACUCUCCAUUGUUGUUCUUUAUCGCGUCAGCAAUCUAUACGCUUAAGAAGUUUGAAGUCCAAGUUCCAUUUUCUUUCGGUUGGUACAGAUGUUUGGUUGGAUGUGGUAUUGCUUUAGGAUUAGCAGUCAGCUCCAAAUGGGUUGGCUUAUUCACUAUUGCCUGGGUUGGUGUAUGCUGUAUCUACCAACUCUGGUUCAUCAUUGGUGACUUGUCUGUCAACUGCAAGAAAGUGGUGCACCAUUUUGUUAUCCGUGGUGCCUUGUUAUUAGGUAUUCCUAUUUUCUUAUAUUUGUUAUUCUUUUCCGUUCAUUUUAAGUUAUUGGCUAAUGAAGGUGAUGGAUCUGCUUUCAUGUCCAGUGCAUUUAGAGCUUCUUUGAAGGGUAAUGCUAUCCCAAGAGAUAUCACUGCAAACGUUGGAUUUGGUUCAAUUGUUACCAUUCGUCAUUUGGAAACUCAAGGGGGUUAUUUACAUUCUCACAACCACUUCUAUCCUGCUGGUUCAAAGCAACAGCAAAUUACGUUAUACCCUCAUUUAGAUUCUAACAAUGAUUGGAUUAUUGAACCUUAUAAUGAAACCAUGCCUGACACCUUUGUUCCUAUUACUGAUGGAAUGAAAAUCAGAUUGAAACAUGUUAACACAGGCAGAAGAUUACAUUCACACGAUGAAAAGGCCCCUGUCAGUGAAAGAGAUUGGCAAAAGGAAAUUUCGUGCUACGGGUUUGACGGAUUUGACGGAGAUGCUAAUGAUGACUUCUUUGUCGAGAUCGUCGAAAGUAAGUCGGCACCUGGUGAAGCCCAAUCUAAGUUGAGGGCAUUGCAAACUGUUUUCCGUUUAAGACACGUUAUGACUGGACAUUAUGUUUUUUCAAGUACUGUUAAAUUACCUGAUUGGGGGUUCGAACAACAAGAAGUCACAGCUGCUUCACAAGGUUACAGACCAUUAACAAACUGGUAUAUUGAAACUAACAAAAAUACCCGUGUCAACAGCACAAUUGAAGAGAUAGUCAACUACCCUGUUCUUUCAUUCUGGGAUAAAGUUGCAGAAUUACAUAAGAGAAUGUGGAAAAUCAACCAAGGUUUAACUGACCACCACAACUGGCAAUCUUCUCCACAUGAAUGGCCAUUAUUGUUAAGAGGUAUUAACUAUUGGGUUAAAGAUCACAGACAAGUUUACUUUUUGGGUAAUGCAGUCGUCUGGUGGGCUUCUUCCGCAGCAAUUGUCACUUUUGCAAUACAUUCCUUAUUCUCCAUUGUCAGAUGGCAAACAGGUGCUCAGGUUGCUGGAAACAAGCAUGUCUUCAACUUCAAUUCGCAAGUGUUCUUAUACACCGUUGGUUGGGCAUUGCAUUAUUUCCCAUUCUUCAUUAUGGGUAGACAAUUAUUUUUACAUCACUACAUCCCUGCUAUUUAUUUUGCCAUAUUAGCAUUGGGUCACUUUUUUGAUAUUCUUGUCAGUUACCUCACUGCAAAAUAUAAGGUAUUAAACAAGGUCUCCUAUGGUGCUUUGGGAUUAUUCUUAACUUUCGCCUUGGUAUUUUAUGCUCAAUAUUCUUCACUUAUUUACGGUUCUCCAUGGACUCGUGAAAAAUGUGAAGCUUCCAAGGCUAUAGGAACUUGGGAUUUUGAUUGUACUACUUUUUUGAACAACAUCAACGAGUACUCAACUUUACUCACCACCGCUACACAAACCCCAAUCCCAGAAGAUCCCGCAGCACCAAUCGAUGCACUUGAAGCAAAGGAAGCGAAAGAAACUCCUCAAGCUGCUCAAAAAAAGGUGGCAAAAAAAGAGGAACAUCAAUCGCAGGCUGAAGAUGCUGAGGAGCCAAAAUCCGAUGAAAAAGUUGAAGAACUUGUUCCACCAUUAGCUGUCGAUCUUGAAGAGACAAAAUAA
Molecule: messenger RNA, 2505 nt
Organism: Debaryomyces fabryi
Lineage: Eukaryota; Fungi; Ascomycota; Pichiomycetes; Serinales; Debaryomycetaceae
Gene: PMT1
Product: dolichyl-phosphate-mannose-protein mannosyltransferase
Exons: 1
Coding region: 1-2505 (834 amino acids)
Biological process (GO): protein O-linked glycosylation via mannose
Cellular component (GO): endoplasmic reticulum; membrane
Molecular function (GO): dolichyl-phosphate-mannose-protein mannosyltransferase activity
Source: RefSeq, a predicted model, not a curated record